Messenger RNA from Mesocricetus auratus (golden hamster), 1583 nucleotides. RefSeq names its product protein phosphatase 3 regulatory subunit B, beta (gene Ppp3r2). Gene Ontology annotation, molecular function: calcium ion binding; calcium-dependent protein serine/threonine phosphatase regulator activity. The coding region runs from base 75 to 605 and encodes 176 amino acids. The record is from RefSeq and is a predicted model, not a curated record. NCBI's taxonomy places the organism in Eukaryota, Metazoa, Chordata, Mammalia, Rodentia, Cricetidae. The transcript has 2 exons.
CAGGCCAACGGCAGCACUCUGUGCCUCGCGGUCUCCUUCCUCCCACUGGCUCUGCCAGCCCUACUGCCCCCGCCAUGGGAAACGAGGCCAGCUACCACUCCGGGAUGUGCAACAACUUCGACCACGAUGAGAUUAGAAGGUUGUGCAAAAGCUUCAAGAAGAUGGACUUGGACAAAUCGGGCUCCCUGAGCAUACAGGAGUUCAUGUCGCUGCCCCAGCUGCAGCAGAACCCACUGGUGAGUCGAGUGAUCGACAUCUUCGACACGGACGGCAAUGGGGAAGUGGACUUCCAAGAGUUCAUCGAGGGCACCUCGCAGUUCAGCGUCAAGGGCAACGAGGAGCAGAAGCUAAGGUUCGCCUUCAGAGUCUACGACAUGGACAAAGACGGCUACAUCUCCAACGGGGAGCUCUUCCAGGUGCUCAAGAUGAUGGUGGGUAACAACCUUGAGGACUGGCAGCUGCAGCAGCUGGUGGACAAAACUAUCUUGGUCCUGGAUAAGGACGGCGAUGGCCGGAUAUCCUUCGAAGAGUUCUGUGAUGUGGUCAGAAGCAUGGAGAUCCACAAGAAGUUGGUCGUGUUUGUAGAUCACAGUCAAGAAGACUAAAAGCUUAAGCAUAAGAAAAUGUACAUCUUUGCAUUCUUUCUCAAGGCUAUGUAUAUGGGAGAAGACUACGAUUCUCAUGGAGUGUUAGGAAAUCUUUUCAAUUACUUGUGGCCUUCAGACUUUUAACAAAUUGUUAAACUUCCUGUUGUAACAACUAGCAAAAAUACAUUUAUCUUUGCUUAGUAUCCUUCAGUCACUCUCUGGACACUACUACCUCCAUAACAGCAUGCCCCGGACUCUCCGUGAUCAUCCAGAAAUCCCUAAGCAUGUUUGAGGGAUUGAGGUCCAAAAGGGGAGAUUCUGUCUCCGUGCUUCAGCCUGCCAGAAAGUAACCUCUGAGUUCAUGUGAGAACAGCUAACUCUGGACCAAAUGGCCAGCCCACCCACCUCAGUAUGACAGGUUUCUGGCCUUGUGGGUUUAAAAACGGCAGUAUUCUGGUCAGAAUGGGCAACAUCCGCCCCACACCCAGCCCCACCCAGCUGGAGAGAAUGAGACAGAGUCAGUUUUCUCCCAGGGCAGAAAUCAGCAGAUUCAGGCUGAGGUGGCCUUUCCCAGGAUGCUGAAAUGUUUUUGUCCUGAGGGAUGAUGAGCAAUGCAAAGAUAAUGAGAGCUGGUAACACUGGGAGGGUCGGCUUGCUUUUGAGAAUCUGAUCUGGUGCCCAGCAGAGAAGCCAACAGCUGUCUAUCUCAGGAAGGUUUCCUCCACUGUAACAUUCAACUCAAGAGUUCCUCAUGCCCGAAGAGUUAGACUAGGAUCCCAGGAUGUCCUGGCACUUGAUUCUAGACAAGAUCUAAUGUUAGGCACCUUUCUCUAAUUCACAUGGGUAUUGUUGGUGGCCUGAGAUUGGCAAUGGUGGAUAGUAGAAGCUCUGUUUUGCUUUGGAGUUGGUUUAAUACUACUGUUUGUCCCCAUAAAUGUCACUAGCUCCCUGAAGUCCCUUAUACUAUUGUCAAUAAAGUACAAGGUGUCCUUGGAA